AUGAACCAACACGAAAUGGAACUGGCUAAUUUUUUUGCUCAAUACAUGAGAGACCACCCUGAAGCUGAUGGGCCCGAAGUAUUACAAAAGUACUAUGAGUCAAAGCAAGGAAAUGCUCAUUUGCCAGAAACCCAGUUGCGUGGUGGAGUCGAGGUGCAGAAAUCUAACGAAAAUUAUACU
Ambispora gerdemannii is the source of this 180-nucleotide messenger RNA. Lineage: Eukaryota; Fungi; Glomeromycota; Glomeromycetes; Archaeosporales; Ambisporaceae. The record is from the annotation of a GenBank genome assembly.